This is a messenger RNA of Aphidius gifuensis, 5720 nucleotides long. RefSeq names its product kinetochore-associated protein 1-like (gene rod). Gene Ontology annotation, cellular component: kinetochore microtubule; RZZ complex; cytoplasm. The coding region runs from base 65 to 5707 and encodes 1880 amino acids. Gene Ontology annotation, molecular function: small GTPase binding. Lineage: Eukaryota; Metazoa; Arthropoda; Insecta; Hymenoptera; Braconidae. The transcript is spliced from 4 exons. The record is from RefSeq and is a predicted model, not a curated record. Gene Ontology annotation, biological process: mitotic sister chromatid segregation; protein localization to kinetochore involved in kinetochore assembly; mitotic spindle assembly checkpoint signaling.
CAAAUAUUGUCAAAGCAUGUUUUAAUUAUUGUUAAAUAGUUAAAUACAUAUUAUAAAGUGAACAAUGGCAAUGUGGACAAAAGUAUUAUCUGGUUUUGAUUCCGAAGAUGAAACAGUUAAUAUUGGUGCUAGAACUGUUGCUGAAAAUGAUGGAGCAAUUUAUGAAGCAUGUACUCGUGCAACAAUACAACCAGACAAUAAAAAUGAUAUAAUGGAUUCACCAUCAGAUAAUAAAAAUGAUAUUAUUAAUAAUCCAAGAGUAAUAGCAUCAUUUUGGCAUUCAAUGAUGUGUAUUGCUGUUGAUAAAACAAUAACAAUAUUUUCUGAUGAAUCAUGUCAAGAUAUCAUAACAAUUCUUGGCUUUGAAUCAAUUGUGACAGCAUAUUGUUUGUCAUCAGAUGGACAAUUUAUAUAUGUUGGUAUUGAAAAUGGUGAACUUCAUGCUUUUAAUUUAUCAAUGGGUGGUAGACAAAUAUUUAACAUUGAUUUUAUUGAUAAAUAUCAAAGUGAAUAUAUUAUACAGCUGGUACUGCAUGAAACUCAUGAAAAUAAUGAUCUUACAAUAAUUACAAAAGAUGGUAAAAUGUUUAAAAUAAUUAAUAUUGAUAAUAAUUAUUUAAAUGAUCAAAGUAUCAAUGAUGAUGAUGAUCAUCAUCAUGAAAUUGAUAUAAAAUUUAUUUGUGGACUAUCAAAAUUAAAUGGUGCUAUAUCAAGAAAUAAUCAUUCAACAGAUAAUUAUUUAAAUAUAACAUUUGGUGAUAAAUUAACAAUAUUACCAAAAAAUAUAACAUCUAAUACGUCUAAUUUAAAUUAUAAAUUUAAAAAAAUACAAUUUUUUAAUAAUUAUCAAUCAGCAAUUUGUCUUAGAAUGGAUGGUAGUUUAAAUAUUCUUUGUUUACAAACAUUGUUAUCAAGAAAAAUAUGGAAAAAUUGUAUUGAUGAUUUUAUUAGUAUUAAAGAAGAUUUAGAGGGUCCAUAUCAUAUGUUAAUAUUAAUGAAACCAGAUGAUAUCACAAAUAAAAAAAAAUUACAUUUAUUAUCAUUUCCAGAUUUUAAAAUUAAAUUUACAAUUGUCGUUGAAAAUACAACAUAUCUUGUUGAUAUUAUUAAUAAUAAAACUGAUAAUGAAAAUUUAUUAUUUUUAGAGGGUAUUAAAACAACAAAUGAAUAUGUUGAUUUAAUUAGAAUUAAAGCAAUUGAAGAGAGUAUACCAGAAUUACGCUUACAAAGAUUAUUAAGAAAAUAUAAAUUUAAUGAAGCAUUAGAUUUUGCAUUGAAAUUUAAUCUUGAUUGUGAAAUUGUUUAUCAUGCUGAGGCAAUGAUGUUGAUGGAAAAAUUAAGACCAAGAUUACAGUCAAGUGAAAAAAUUGAUGUUGAUAUAUUUAUGACAACACUUGAUAAAAUUAAAGAUGUUAAAUUUAUAUAUGAAUGUUGUAAUAAUGCAAUGACAAAAGAUUACAAAGAUACAAGAAAACUUUUGGUUUAUUCAAGACAAAGAAUAGUUGAUUAUGUUAAUGAUAAAAAUAUUCAAGAUAAACUAAAUGAAAAUCUUUCACAACUUCUUGCUACUGUGAGUGAUACACUUAGAAAAUUAGAGACAUUUGAAAUGAUACAUAAAGCUGAUGUUAUAAAUGAAACAUCAACUGAUGAAUGGAUAAAAUUUUCACGUGAAAAUUUACUAAAAGAAUGUAUGGAAUAUUUAUCAAAUAGUGAAUUAAAUUCAGCAUCAUUAAUAUGGACAAGACACAUGUCAAGUAUUGCAUCAAUUGUUACAAGUGAAACAAUAAUUGAUAUACUUGCUGCAAUACCAGAAAAUCUUAGUCCUGAUGAAUUAUGGCCAUGGCUUAUACAUUUUAUUCCAUCAGUAACAUCAUUAAUACCAAAUGGUCUAUCAGAAAUAAUUAAUUGGGGCUAUAAAAAAACUAAAACAUUGGAAAAAUAUCAUCGUGAUUUAUGGCCAGAUAUUGGUCUUGAAUUUGCUAAUGGUUUUAUAAAUAUAUUACAAUUUGAAGAAAAUAAUAUUUAUUAUCAAUUUCAUCAGGAAUAUACAAAUAAAAAUUCACAAUUACAAAGACUCAUGUUACUCAUACAAGCAAUGAAAGAUUUACGUGAUUUAAAAACAAAUUAUAAAAUAUUUUUACCACUUCAUACAUAUCUUGGUAAUUCAACAGAUGUUAUACAUUUAUUAUUAAAUAAAGUUAACAUAAAUGAAUUACCAAAUUUAUUAGAUAAUUUUUUACAUGUUUAUAUGUUAAAUAAUUCAUUAAAAAAUGAUCAUGUAUUAUCAUCAUAUGUACAAAAUAUAUUAAAAAAUUCAAAAGGUUGGUGGUUAUGGGAAAAGGCACCAUGGGAUAAACGUUUAAGUAUUGUUAUAAAUUAUAUUCAUAAUAUACAAAAUCGUUUACAACAAACACUUGAAGUAUUAAAAAGAGCACCAGUACCAUGGAGUGAUGAAGUUAAAUUACUUGCUGAAAAAAGUUACAAUUAUGAUCAUCCACUUGUUGCUAAAAUUCGUAUAGAAAGUAAUUCAGUUGUUGUUAAAUUAAUAUUGAAAAAAUAUAGAUAUGCACAUAUUGGUUUAUCAUCAAGAUUUUUUUCAUAUAUUAUUAAACAAAAUAGAUCAACAAUGAUUGAUGAUAUUAUUGAAUUAACUAAAAUGAAUAAUACAACAAGAUUCAAUGUUUUUUCUGAAUGUGUUAAUUAUCAUUUAACACAAGGUAACAUUGAUUUAUCAAUUAAUAUUAUUGACAGUUUAUCAAAAUCAUUAAAAAAAAUGUCAUCAAAAAAUAUAGCAUAUUGUAAAUUAAAUGAAUUGGAAAAUGGAUUAUUAUGUAAUUUACAAAUUGAUGCUUAUAAUGAAGCUGUUGGACAGCUUGUUGAUGAUGACGAUUAUGAUGAAGAAGAAGAAAAAGAAAAACAAGAAAAUUUACAAUUAACAACAACAACUAAAAAUUGGUAUUUGUAUAAAAUUUAUAAAGAUGCAUCAAUAUCACCAGGUAAUAUAUUACUUCCUCUCUUAAGUGAUUUAUUUAUAAUUAUAAAACAUUAUAAAAAUAAAAUUGAUUAUAAUUUACAAUAUUCAAUAAAUGAAAUAAAUAUUAUCAAAGAUUUAAGUAAAAAAAUAUCAAUAAAUGCUCAAGCAAUACAAAAUGAACAUCAUGAUUUUGCUUUAUUAAAAAUAAUAACAAAUAUAUCAAUUAUUUUAUCAUCACUUGUACCAAGCAUUGAUGAUAUAAUACAAGAUAUACAUGAUGUAUUAAAUCAUUGUGUUAUAAUGAUGCUUAAAAAAGUAAUUGUAAGUAUUAAUUUUGAUGUACAACUGGGUCUUGUUUGUUUGCUUAUGAUACCACAUGAUAAUUCAUUAAAAACACUUGGUUUAAUAUCAAAAUUACAUCAAGCUGAUUAUAAACGUGAUCGUAUUAUUAAAGAUUUAGGCUAUGAGUAUUGUCGUUUAACGAAAAAUUAUCAACAAAUGGAAGAAUUUAAUAUGAUGAAAAUACGAUAUGAAUGGGCAAAAAGAUUGGCAAAUUAUAAAAUAACAUACAGAGAAAUAAUGAGUAAUGAUGUUGAUAUUAAACAUGAUAUAUUAAGAAGAAUAAUGUCAUCAAAUGAAAAUAAUAUUAUUGAUACACUUAAUGAUUAUUGUUUAAGCUUUGGUUUUGUACGUGAUGAUGUUUAUUUAGCAUAUCUUGAAUCAUUACUAUGCUCAUGGGAACCAAAAUAUAUAAUAAAUAAUCAAAAUGGUCAAAAAGAGCCAAUAAUUGAUGAUAAUGAUGUUAAAAAUUUAACAUAUCAAUGUAAAAAAAUUGUUAAUAAAUUAACAACUGAAAUUGAUAUUAAAAAAUUUUUUUUUGAUAUAUUAAAAAAAAUUAAUUAUUAUCAUUAUGAAAUAUUUUUAAUAAUUUAUGAUUUAUCAGAUGAAAAAAAAAUUGAUACAACAAGUUAUUUAUUAUUUUUAAAAAGUUAUAUACGUAUUAGUGAACCAACAAAAAUUGAAAUUGAUGAAUGGUCAAAUUUUAAUCAAGAAAAUCAACCAUUACCAAAAAUAUCAAAAUGGCGUUUACCAUAUUUACCAAAAUUACCACAUUUUAAAUUAAUACAAUCUGAAAUAAAUUUAAAAAAUUAUGAUAAAUGGUUAACAAUAUCACGUGUAUUAAAUAUACCAGAUUAUAAUAUAUGUUCUGUUGCAAUUAAAGCUGGUGUCGAUGGUGCAUCAAAAACAAUUGAUAUUAAUAAUAUAAAUACAUGGUCAAUAUAUCCACGUAAUAGUGGACUAUUAAAAGAUAUUAAAAAAUGUAUAAAUUGUAUGAAAAUACCAGAAUCAUAUACUCACGCAACAGCAGCAUUGUAUUAUGCUGUAAAUUAUAUGCCACCAGGUGCUGAUCAAGUUGAAGCAGCUAAAGAAUGUUUUUCAUAUAUUAAUAAUUUACCAGAAGGUACAAUUGAUAUUGAUAAUGAUAAACGUAUUAAAAUUGAAAAUAAAUAUCGUAAAUAUACAUCAAAACAUAUAUUACAUACCUAUGGUCUUGGUGAUGAUAAAUAUUUAAAUCUUGUUGAUUAUCCAGAACAACUUGUACGAGCAUUGUAUUAUGAUAAAACAAUACCAGAACGUUAUAGAUGUGCAACUAAAAAUCGUCCAGAUAUUAAUUCAUCAGUUAAUGAUUUAGGAAAAGUAUUUAAUAUUAAUCUUGUUAAAAUAAGAUUAGAAUUACUUGAAGAAUGGUUACAGCCAGAUACUGGUGAAAUAAAAAAUGAUAGUAUAACUGUUGCUGGUAUUUGUCAAGAUGAUACAUCAUCAUCAUUAAUUGAUACAUUUACAUUUGAUGAUAAUUUAUUACGUGCAUGUUAUAUAAUUAGUUGUGGUGAUCAUGAACAGUUUAUUGGUCAUUUAAUAACAAUGGGACUUACUGAAGAUUUUCAUUGUCCUGGUGUUAGAUAUCGUGCAUUACGUGUUGUACAAUCAAUAACUGAUGAAAAUACAAUUCAAGAAUUAUCAAAAAUUAAUUCAACAACAAUGAAUGAAUAUCUUAAAUCAUUACAAUACUUAACUGACUUACAACGUCUUGGAAUUGGUUAUUCAAUUAGUGGUUUUGAUUCAUGCUCUAAAGAAAAAUUAAUACAAGUACUUAUUAGUAAUCAAUAUUGUUGUUCAAGAUCAUUAAGACUUGUACCACAAUUAUUUAUUGAUUAUCAUAUUGAUAAUUAUGAACUGUUAAAUUUAACAUUAUUAAAAAUGGUUAAAUUAUCAUUAAUUAAAGAGCUAAAAAAAACAUUAAUUAUGAUUGGUACAACAAUGGAUCGUAUUGUUAAUUAUUCUGGUUAUAUUGAUGCAUGGCAAAUUAUUAUAUCUGAAUCAUUUAAUAAAAUUGAUUCAAAAUAUCAACAAAAUUUAAUUGAUUCAUGUAUUGAAACACUUAGAUUACUACAUACAUGUCCAGUUGUUAAUAAACUUAAAUUUUUUGAUAUUAUUCAUUCAUGUUUUCGUGCUCAACAACCUCAUUUUGCUGCUGCAUUAUUACCAUUUGUUGAAGAUACUGAUAAACAAUUAAUUUUAAAUGAAAUAUCAUUAAAUUAUCAUGACAUUGAUAGUGUCAUUAAAAAACUCAAAGACCUAGAAAAAAAAGGAAUUCUAAUUGUUCGUCAAUCUAUUAUGAUGUUGGAGAAAGCUCAUUACUCAUCAGCUACUGGGUUCCAAGAGUCUUCAUAAUUUUCAAUUACUA